Molecule: messenger RNA, 2744 nt
Organism: Melanotaenia boesemani (Boeseman's rainbowfish)
Lineage: Eukaryota; Metazoa; Chordata; Actinopteri; Atheriniformes; Melanotaeniidae
Gene: tsr1
Product: TSR1 ribosome maturation factor
Exons: 15
Coding region: 55-2556 (833 amino acids)
Biological process (GO): maturation of SSU-rRNA from tricistronic rRNA transcript (SSU-rRNA, 5.8S rRNA, LSU-rRNA); endonucleolytic cleavage of tricistronic rRNA transcript (SSU-rRNA, 5.8S rRNA, LSU-rRNA); ribosome biogenesis
Cellular component (GO): preribosome, small subunit precursor; nucleus
Molecular function (GO): U3 snoRNA binding; GTP binding; GTPase activity
Source: RefSeq, a predicted model, not a curated record
GUGACGUCAGAGAAGCUACGGAAGUAGAUUAGCUGACAUUCCCACGUGGGGAAAAUGGCUGCGAAUGGGGAAAAACAACAGGGCCACAGACCCGGCAUAUACAAGCAAAAAAAUAAAGGUCACAAACAUGGCAAACAUCGGACAAAAGGAGAAGUUGAAAGAGAAAACAAAGGGAGGGUGUCAGUGACAGCCCUUACCAAAAGACAGAGAAAGGAGCUAAAGAAGAUGGACAGAAGACAUAAAGCAAACCAGCUACGCAGAAAUAAGAAAGACAUGAUCCUGACAGAAAAGCGGCGUCUAGGCAGCAGAGAUGGCCCUCCUCAUUUGGUUGCUGUGUUGUCCCUGCAUGCUGGAGCUGAUGCUGGUGCUGUUACCAAACUGCUACGUGGAGAGGGUGCUGGAGGCAUUGUACAUCAAGAGCAAUGUGUCAGUGGUGUCGGUGACAGUUUUGGACUGAUUUUGCCUCGUUUUAAACAAAGGUUCACCUUUCUAAAUCAGAGCACAGCUGACAUGCACUCCCUGCUGGAUGUGGCAAAGAUUGCAGAUAGCCUUGUGUUUGUGCUGGACUCCACUGAAGGUUGGGACAGCUAUGGAGACCAUUGUCUGUCUUGCCUCUUCGCCCAGGGCCUCCCCAGCCAUGCCCUGGUGUGUCAGGGUGUGUCCGACAUUCCUGUGAAGAAGAGGGUUGAAUCCAGAAGAACUUUAUCAAAGAUCACAGAGGUCCGCUUCCCUGAUGCUCGUCUCUUCCCUCUGGAUUCAGAACAAGAUGUCACUCUUCUUCUCAGACACCUGGGCUCUCAGAGACAGAGAAAGCUGGGUUUCCGUUCCAGACGUUCCCAUCUUUUAGCUCAGCAUGUCAGUUUUACACCAAACAGGCCUGCUGAGGGGUCUGGUAGUGGGCCUACUGGCCUAGGAACCCUCUGUGUCUCUGGGUAUGUCCGUGGCCAUCCUCUGCGGGUUGACAGACUGGUGCACAUCAGUGGGCAUGGAGACUUUCAGCUUAGUCAGAUUGAUGCCCCAUCAGAUCCUCUUCCCCUCAACCUAACUACUGCAAGACAAACAAAACCUGGCAAAGGAGACAUUGAAAUGCAGGAUGGAGAUGGACAUGCGUCUCCAGUGCGGGUGCUCAUGAAAGCUGACCCAUCCAGCAGAGAGAGUCUGCAGACAGAGGCGGAGGUGGACCCCAUGGAUGGAGAGCAGACAUGGCCGACAGAAGAAGAACUGCUGGAAGCUGAAGAAACCAGGAAAAACAAACGUAUGAUGAAGGUCCCUAAGGGAACGUCAGACUACCAGGCAACAUGGAUCAUUGAUGAAAAUGAGGAGGAGAAUGGUGAUGUAGAUGAAGAAAGAAGUGAUGAUGACGAUGCUGAUGACGACAUAAUGGAUGAAACUAUGGAUCGAGAGGAUGAAGAGCAUAACUCUCAGGAGCCUGGUUCCUGCUGUGCAUCAGAAGAGGAAGAAGAAGAAGAGGAGGAAGAAGAAGUGUGCUCUAUUGAGAGAGCUGGAGCUGAUCAGCGGUAUGAUGAACACAUGGAUGAAGCAGCUGAAGAAGAAGGCCUUAAACGCUACAGAGAGGCCCGAUCCCAUGACUUGUUUCCUGAUGAGGUGGACACGCCCCUUGACACUCCUGCUAGAAUCAGGUUUCAGCGCUAUAGGGGUCUCAAAAGUUUUCGUUCCUCACCCUGGGACCCCAUGGAGAAUUUGCCUCUUGACUAUGCACGCAUCUUCCAGUUCCAGUGCUUUGAGCGCACUCGGCGCCGCAUCCUGGCAGAGGAUGCAGCUGAGGAGGAGGGAGCCAUGGAUGGCUGGUAUGUCACGCUGCACAUCAUUGAUGUGCCUUUUUCUGUAAUGGAGAGUGUUCAGUCUGGCAAACCUCUGGUGUUAGUGUCUCUCUUACCUCACGAGCAGAAGAUGUCAGUGAUGCAUGUCUUGGUACGGAGACACCCCAGCAACACUGAGCCCAUCAAAUCUAAAGAGGAGCUCGUGUUUCACUGUGGAUUUCGGAGAUUCCGUGCCUCUCCCAUUUUUUCCCAGCACACGUCAGCUGACAAGCACAAGAUGGAGCGCUUCCUCAAACCAGAUACCCCCACUGUGGUGUCUGUGUACGCUCCCAUCACCUUCCCUCCAGCAGGAGUGCUCCUUUACAAGCAAAGGAGUGAUGGCGUCCAGGACUUGGUGGCUACAGGCAGUCUGCUCAGUUGUGACCCUCAGCGUGUUGUGCUGAAGAGGAUCGUACUGAGUGGACACCCGUUCAAAAUUAAUAGACGCUCGGCAGUUGUUCGUUACAUGUUCUUUAACAGGGAUGACAUCACAUGGUUCAAACCAGUAGAGCUGCGGACGAAAUGGGGUCGGAGAGGCCACAUCAAGGAGGCUUUAGGAACACAUGGUCACAUGAAGUGUGUAUUUGAUAAUCAGCUGCGCUCUCAGGACACUGUCCUGAUGAAUCUGUACAAAAGGGUGUAUCCUCGCUGGACAUAUGACCCAUACGUGCCUUCACCUUUACCUUGGUUCAAGAAAGAGGUCACUGUGGACAUGGAUGACUUGGACAUGGAAUAGUAGAAGAGCUGUGCAAGAGAAACAGGAUAUGCACUGAUUGCAUGACACUUUUCCAAAGUAAUAUGUAUUUAAUAAAACAAGUUCAAUGCAAAUGUUCGGAUUGUUUUUCCACCAUAUCCCGUUUGAUUUCAAAGGCUUUAACUUGCAGCUGAGUUUGUUUUGGCCACAAGAUGGCAGUCAUGGUUAAG